Molecule: messenger RNA, 2019 nt
Organism: Melozone crissalis (California towhee)
Lineage: Eukaryota; Metazoa; Chordata; Aves; Passeriformes; Passerellidae
Gene: SMC1A
Product: structural maintenance of chromosomes 1A
Exons: 17
Biological process (GO): sister chromatid cohesion
Cellular component (GO): cohesin complex; nucleus; chromosome
Molecular function (GO): ATP binding; DNA binding; protein binding
Source: RefSeq, a predicted model, not a curated record
AGCCCACGGACGAGAAGCUGCGGGGAGCUGCGGGGGGCCAAGCUGGUGAUCGAUGUGAUUCGCUACGAGCCCCCCCACAUCAAGAAGGCGCUGCAGUUCGCGUGCGGCAACGCCCUGGUGUGCGACAACGUCGAGGACGCGCGCAGGAUCGCCUUCGGGGGCCACCAGCGGCACAAGACGGUGGCCCUCGAUGGGACGCUGUUCCAGAAGUCGGGGGUGAUCUCGGGCGGUGCCAGUGACCUCAAGGCCAAGGCUCGGCGCUGGGGGGAAGCGAAGAAAAGCCUGACCCCAAACAAGCUCAAGGAGAAGAAGGAGAGGCUGACGGAGGAGCUCAAGGAGCAGAUGAAGGCCAAGCGCAAGGAGGCCGAGCUGCGCCAGGUGCAGUCCCAGGCCCACGGGCUCCAAAUGCGCCUCAAAUAUUCCCAGAGUGACCUGGAGCAGACCAAGACCCCGGCACCUGGCACUGAACCUGCAGGUUCUCAAAGUGACCUGGAACAGACCAAGACCCGGCACCUGGCACUGAACCUGCAGGAGAAGUCCAAGCUGGAGAGCGAGUUGGCCAAUUUUGGGCCGCGCAUCAACGACAUCAAACGAAUCAUCCAGGGCCGGGAGCGCGAGAUGAAGGACCUGAAGGAGAAAAUGAACCAGGUGGAGGACGAGGUGUUCGAGGAGUUCUGCCGCGAGAUCGGGGUCAGGAACAUCCGCGAGUUCGAGGAGGAGAAGGUCAAGAGGCAGAACGAGAUCGCCAAGAAAAGGCUGGAGUUCGAGAACCAGAAGACGCGCUUGGGCAUCCAGCUGGACUUCGAGCGCAACCAACUGCGGGAGGACCAGGAGAAGGUGCUGAUGUGGGAGCAGGGCGUGCGCAAGGACGAGGCCGAGAUCGAGAAGCUCAAGAAGGAGGAGCAGCGGCACAUGAAGAUCAUUGACGAGACCAUGGCGCAGCUGCAGGACCUCAAGAACCAACACCUGGCCAAGAAGUCGGAGGUGAACGACAAAAACCACGAGAUGGACGAGAUCCGCAAGAAGCUGGGCGGGGCCAACAAGGAGAUGACGCACCUGCAGAAGGAGGUGACGGCCAUCGAGACCAAGCUGGAGCAGAAGCGCAGCGACCGCCACAACCUCCUGCAGGCCUGCAAGAUGCAGGACAUCCGUCUGCCGCUGGCCAGGGGCUCCAUGGACGACAUCAGCCAGGAGGAGGGCGGUGGCACGGGUGAGGACGCCGGGGGCAGCUCCCAGCGCAGCUCCAGCCUCUACGCCCGCGAGGCCCUGAUCGAGAUCGACUACAGCGACCUGCCCGAGGAGCUCAAGGACGCGCAGGCCGAGGAGGAGAUCCGGCAGGAGAUGGCCGCGCUGCAGCAGCGGCUGUGUCCCCGUGACGCGCAGGCCGAGGAGGAGAUCCGGCAGGAGAUGGCCGCGCUGCAGCAGCGGCUGACGGAGCAGCAGAGCGUCCUGCAGCGCAUCGCCGCCCCCAACAUGAAAGCCAUGGAGAAACUGGAGAGCGUCAGGGACAAGUUCCAGGAGACCUCGGAUGAGUUCGAGGCCGCCCGCAAGCGCGCCAAGAAGGCCAAGCAGGCGUUUGAGCAGAUGAAGAAGGAGCGCUUCGACCGCUUCAACUCCUGCUUCGAGGCCGUGGCCACCAACAUCGACGAGAUCUACAAAGCGCUGUCCCGGAACAGCAGCGCGCAGGCAUUUUUAGGCCCCGAGAACCCGGAGGAGCCGUACCUGGACGGCAUCAAUUACAAUUGCGUCGCCCCCGGGAAGCGUUUCCGGCCCAUGGACAACCUGUCAGGGGGGGAGAAAACCGUGGCAGCGCUGGCCCUGCUCUUCGCCAUCCACAGUUACAAGCCGGCCCCGUUCUUCGUGCUGGACGAGAUCGACGCCGCGCUGGACAACACCAACAUCGGCAAGGUGGCCAAUUACAUCAAGGAGCAGUCGGCCGCCAACUUCCAGGCCAUCGUCAUCUCCCUCAAGGAGGAAUUUUACACCAAGGCCCAGAGCCUGAUCGGCGUCUACCCCGAG